AUGGACGACAGUUCUACUCCAAGAAACGCGUCGAAUGGAGAUUCUAAUGUCGCUACAAAUGAUGCCACUCGUUCGCUGGCCAACUUGACGCUGACCUCUUCCACAAAUACAAAUGGCAAACCCGCUCCUGCGGCCAUUUACCCGGCACUACCACCAGAAAUAAUGGCAGAGAUUUUCCUGAGUGUGUGCGACUACAUUCCACAGCGCCGACCUCCCAGAAUGACUUCCCCGCUGGUCUUGGGAAAAGUUUGCGGCGCGUGGCGGGAAAUUUGUUGGUCGACACCGUCCCUUUGGGAAGUCAUCGAUCUUCUCGUCGUACCAGCCAGGUUAGAUGUGCAAAACGAGCUUCUCAAGGAAUGGAUUGCAAGGGCAGGCUCGCGCAACCUCCACAUUUAUCUCAACGAGGAAGAGCCACACAGAGGUUGGAAAGAGGUCCCUCCGCACAAAAUCAUGCAUACUAUCGCUUCCCUUUCCCGCAGGUGGGAAACGGCGGACAUAUUUCUUCCGGAAGACAGUUACGCCGAUCUUAUUCCAAUAAAGGACAAUCUUCCCGUCCUGAAGUCGCUCUCCAUCCGACCCCCUAAGCAGGAGUGUAUUGAAAUCGACCUACGCAUAUUCGACAACUGCCCCUUACUUCGGAGCCUCGAUCUUGGACACUAUUACUUGGAAAACUUAUAUCUACCUUGGAAGCAGCUCACGAGAUUGUACGCCGAUGGUCUCCUUAUUGAGGAGUGCUUUCAUGUUUUCCGCGAAUGCCGAAAUCUCAUCAAUUGUCACCUCGACAAGAUAAUAAGCGACGUCGAAGACAUCGUCACACUUCCUGUUCCCAUUACGCAUCGUGGCAUAGAGUCCUUUGACGUCACGAGCUCCGAAGUGCAAGACAUUUCCUCGGUUUUCGGGAACGUCACCCUUCCUGGACUGACGAAGCUUCAAAUCAGUUGCUCAGAUUGGACGGCGGAUACCACUCCACCCUUGCUUGCUUCCUUUUUUAAACGAUCUUCUUGCAAUCUACAAAGUCUGAUCAUAGAUCGCAUCUUUCACCUCGAAGGAGACCUUAUAGAUUUCCUAGACGCCGUCCCUUCUCUCAUCCAUCUCAAUGUCGAAGAAAGAGAUUUUCACUUCUCCGUCGACAUUCUUGACUUCCUACGCUGCGCCGAUUCCCGUGGACUAUUCCUCCCCAACUUGCAGGCCCUGACGCUUUGCGGUAUGUUCUCGUUUGAUAUCCACGACAUGCAUGGGAUGUUGGAGGGUAGACGGAACAACGACAAGCUCACGACACUAAAGUCAUUUUCUAUUGUAAGAUUUAAUUCGACGGUGUGUGAACUCAGCGAAGAGGUUGAGCGCAAAAUUCUUGACCUAGUCGAGGAUGGGUUACAUUUUUCCAUUUCGAUGCCUGGCUGCCCGGAGGCGUUAUCACAGUUUCCCCCGUGGUUGACAACACAAUUUGCUUGAUGUAUACCCAUGUACAAAAACAAUACACCCUCAUUCAUGG
This is a messenger RNA of Laccaria bicolor S238N-H82, 1492 nucleotides long. RefSeq lists its product as uncharacterized. The transcript has a single exon. The record is from RefSeq and is a predicted model, not a curated record. The coding region runs from base 1 to 1452 and encodes 483 amino acids. Lineage: Eukaryota; Fungi; Basidiomycota; Agaricomycetes; Agaricales; Hydnangiaceae.